GUUAAAUGUUUCAGUGUGUCUGCCCUAAAAUGGCAUUCCAAAAUUCCAAAAGCUCAGGCAGCUUUGAAUGUUCACCCUCUUGUCUGGCUACAAAGACUUAAUAGAAGUAGACUAGAAAAGUACUAGAAAACAAAGAAAUAACAGCAUUAAUUAUUUUUUCCACAUUUCGGUGCUCAGUUAAAGGUUUGCCACAUCUAAAUAUGACCAGUGGAAACGAACUAUUACUUGGGGAGAAUCUAGGAACCUAUCGGGGGGGGGGGGGGUGUUUUGAAGUUGGGAGUAGUACCCGGAUCUGUUUUGAUCCUAUUUAACUUAGAUUCCUGUGUCAUGUGAUUGUCCGAGGCCAGAGCUAAAUUAAAGUUGGUGUGCAGUCUGCAGACCUCCCCGCCAGAACGGCCUUACGUGUGUCCCAGCGCCUGGUGCAGUCAUGUGAUGCUGGUGAAAAUCAGAUUUACACAGCGGGAGGGGGUGACCUGCUCUAAACUCUGACUGAGUUCUCCUCUCUGGCCCUGUGCUCCAUUGGCUGAGCUGUGUUUCCCCCCUGGCCGUGCUCAGAUUUCUGCUCUUGGUUGUGUGCCUGAUGUGUGGAUGGGACACCUGUUGCACAGAUGAAGCACGCAUGGAUCAUACCAAUCACUGAUAUUAAUUAUGCGUGAUAAAUCAGUUAAUCUUCAGGCUCAUUAGGGCUGAGAUCACAGUAAACAAGUUUGGUCUUCCUCCACCUCCAUUCACUGGACAUGUGAUCAGCCCAGCGGUUGGUCAUCCUGACUGCCUGCCCUCACUUGGACAAGUCUCAAAGGAUUUGAACACAAGCCCCCAGAGGAAAAACUAAGCCCGAGUUCAUCAUCGACCAACCCAUAGAGAGUGGUUCAACAUGAACAUGAUGCCAGGGAAGACGCUGGACCUGUCCAGACUGACGGACGAGGAGGCCAAGCAUGUCUGGAAAGUCAUACAGAGGGACUUCAACCUGCGCAAAAAAGAGGAGAACAGGCUUGGAGAUUUGAAGACUAAAAUCGAGAAGGAGGAGACCAAAACCGAGCUGUUGGGGUCCCAGUCCAAUCUGUCAGAUUCUCUCUGCAUACGAUGCCUUCAGCCCUUCAAGUUUCUAGUGAACAGCAAGCGUCAGUGCCUGGACUGCAACCUCUUCGCCUGCAAAGCCUGCAGCCGUUACAACAAGAAAGAGCUCGGCUGGGUGUGUGAUCCCUGUCGAAUGGCCAGAGUUUUAAAGAUCGGCACACUGGAAUGGUACCAUGAGAAUGUGAGAUCUCGUUUCAAGCGUUUCGGCAGUGCGAAAGUGAUGAGAUCCCUGUACAAGAGGAUCAGUUCAGAACGCACCCGCUCUGAAACUGAUCUAAGGGAGCCACGUGAGGAUGACACUCACAGUAUGCCAGACGUCUAUGGUAGGUCAUAUGGCCAUGACGAGGAUCAUUCAGACUCUCAGGAGAGAGAAAACUGCAAACUGAAGAGGAAAUCCAAACGCCUUCUUCCUGUAGAUCCUCUUGAUUUUGAUCCCGAGUACUCUACAUACUCCCGACGCCACUCUUUCCAGGACAAUGGGAGCUUGGAGAAUCUGGCACCGGCUGAGUCAGCAAAUGUGGAGAAGGACUUGGCAUCAGUCUUCCAACAGAUUCAGAGCUGCUUCGGGCCCGGGUCAGACUAUGACAGUCAAUGGGAUCGGGAGAGAAUUGCACACUUUGAUGAUGGUAUGUAUCCUGAGCACAGGAAAAAACGUGGACAGUCCCACAUGAAGCACAGGCACUCUUACUGCGGAAGCAGCAGCUACUUCCCAUUUUAUGAGAAACCCCAGAGCCUAGACGAUCCCUCAGAAAAGGAUGAAAACGUUUACCUGUACCAGCCGCUCAUGCACAGGAGCAGCCAGGCGUCCCUGGAAGAGGACCCCGCUCACGUGCCUCCGCAACAGAUAUUCGAGAUAAAUAAGCGCAUGUCAGCCAUUGAGACUCUUCUUAACCGUCUGGAACAUAAGAUGACUACAGAUAUACCACCGGUGCCUGUUCAGCUGACAGCAGCAGACCUGGAAGAGGAAAAGCUGAGAAAGAAACUUAAUGAAUUGACAGGCAACAUCAGUGACAAGGGUCUGUCCUCAGAUGAGGAUGAGUUCAAACAUGUUGAGUACGAACCACCCCGAAAGAUAGAAUCUCCCCAAAGGUUGGAAUCUCCAAGGAGGGCUGAAUCCCCCCGAAGGGUAGAAUCUCCACGAAAGACUGAGUCUCCGAAAAGGAUGGAAUCUCUUUGGAGGAAUGGAUCUCCCCGAAAGAAUGGAUCUCCUCAAAAGCCUGAACCUUAUAAGUCUUGCCUGAAAACAGACAGGUCAGCAGACCUGGCCAACCCACUGAAGGAGACUGUGAAGCGUCGCCAAAGUGCCACCGCACAGUUUCAGCUCGCUGACCUCGAGGACCAAGUGGCACUGGCGGCAGCCAAGGUCCAGAACACUGAGAGUGAGAUGUCUGACAUCCAAAGCAGAAUGGCUGUGCUGAGUGUUGGCGGUCCAGAGAAGCCCUGGAGGAGGCCACAACAGCACAGACGGCUCUCCCAAGAUUUUCCAAUGAAAUCCAGUGGCUCAGUGUCUCGCAGGAAAUUAAGCAUCCUUUGAGCAGGAGAGGGAGAGGACCAUUUACCAUCAUGCUGGAGCAACAGAAGAAGCCUGCUUUCACUUCUCGUUCUAUCUGCACUAAUAUGAGUUUUAGGAAAUCAACGCUAACUAAUGUAUAGACAACAUCCUCUAAAUGUUUUAAUUACAACAACCUAAUUAAUAUAUAAUUGUGCAUUACACAUAUUGAAUUGUUGCAUUGAGUCUUUGCAUGCAUGUAUGUACACCUGACACUUACUCGGUACUAAACAAGAGUUAAUUCAUAAAAUAUUAAACAAUUUGAUUUGCAAGUGUUUUUUUAUUUUAUUUUAAAGGAUGGGGAUGUACCAGAUUAAGCCACUUCAAUUCCAAACUUUUAUAUAUCCCAGAGGGCAUAGUAAUAGCCAUUCGAAGGCCUUGUGGGGUCUUGUAGGAUGGAGUUGUCUUUCUGGAGUGUUAGCUGAUCAUGCAGUGAGAUCAGAGACCAGAGGGGGUGGAAGGUGUUCACAGUCUUCUAGAGGCACUUCUUGUUUAAUGUUGUGAGAGAGUAGAACCAGCAGAUUGAUGAGAGUUAUCAUGCUCUCGAUGAAGGAGUUGUAAAACGUUGAGAAUACUCCUGUGUACCCUAAAGGAGGUAAGCUUCCUCAGGAAAUACUUCCUAGUAGACAGUUUCAGUUGUAGUUAGUUCCAUCAGUAACCCAUUGGUACUGCUGAAAUAUGUUACUGUUUAUUUUACUGAACUAUAUCACUGAAGCCUACAUAAUAGAAAAAAGUUGUCAUUAGUCUACUGGGUGGGAAUCAGAUCACAGGUAAGCCAACCCUCUCUGGACAAAGGACAUUGUGGAUGUUCAGACCAGAUAAAAAAAAUAAAAA
Messenger RNA from Clupea harengus (Atlantic herring), 3460 nucleotides. RefSeq names its product melanophilin b (gene mlphb). NCBI's taxonomy places the organism in Eukaryota, Metazoa, Chordata, Actinopteri, Clupeiformes, Clupeidae. Gene Ontology annotation, cellular component: cortical actin cytoskeleton. Gene Ontology annotation, biological process: intracellular protein transport. Gene Ontology annotation, molecular function: small GTPase binding; actin binding; myosin binding. The record is from RefSeq and is a predicted model, not a curated record.